AUGUCUGACGACCAGCCGGAUUUGGACGUGGCUGAAGACUACCGCCAGGCCCUCGAAGACCUCAGCUCAACAAACAGGGCCGAUAUCAGUACUCUUACGACUAUCGCGAGAGAAAAUACAGAGCAUGCGCAGGUCAUUACGGAUGUUCUGCAAAAGCACAUCUUGCGGACAGCACCACAUAAGAAACUUCCCGCGCUCUAUGUUCUCGACUCGAUUGUUAAAAACGUGGGAACCCCGUAUACUCUCUUCUUCGGAGCCCAGCUCUAUCAGACUUUUAUGGAAGCGUACGCUGCCGUCGACAAUCAAGUACGACGGAAAAUGGAAGAAACACUGCAAACGUGGAAGCAGCCCGUGCCACAGUCUCUCGAUGACAGGCCGGUAUUCCCUCCUGAAGUCACCAGGCCCAUCGAAGAAUCACUUUUGAAGGCCCGAACCUCGGCUUUAGCCAUCCAAGCACAGGGACGCCAAGGGUUUCCCCUGGGCAGAGGACGUGGUCACGCACCUGUCAGGGCGACACCGACACCCCCAGGCAUGCGGCCGGGGUCAGCGCAGCAUGGCCUUCCAGGGCCGCCACUGCAAAGGCAGCAGCAGAUGAACGGGUUGAACGGGUUGAACGGCUCCCGCCCGCCGAGCGCUCCAGUCGUUCCUCACACGUCGAGUCUGUAUCCCCCGACGCACUCCUACGGUACACCAUCGCCGUUUCCGCCGCCGGCGGGACCACCUGUAUCUCACUACUCGGCCGCUGUGGACAUUGCGUCUUUGAAUCGUGACAUUGAGGAGUUAAUCAGUGUCUCCAAGGUGGAAGUCAGUGAGAAUCCAAACGAUCAGGGUGUUCAGCAGAGGUUGAAAGGGUUGCUGGAUUUGCAGACUCUGCUCCAGACGCAGAAUGUGCCGCCGGACCAGUUGGUCCUGGUUAAAAAUCAAGUAGCCGAUCUUGCUGUGAAACUAAGGCCAUAUCUGGCCCAAAAGCCUGCGCAUGGCGGCCCCGUCGCUGCCGCUGCUGCUGCUGCUCCUCAUGUACCGUACAAAACGCCGCUGGCCGUCUCGUCCGCGGCGUCCGUAGUACCGCCGUCGUCAACGGGUCCGGCCCCGCAGCAAGGCUCUUUGACGCUUGACGCUCUGCUUGGGAAAGGGGCUCUCGCAUCGCUCUUGUCUCGACAGUCGGUCACCCCGCAGGUGCCGACACCACCACCUGCGGCAGCGACACAACAGCCGGCUGCAGCAGUCGGGGCCAUCCCCAUACGACCUCCUCAGCCACAUCCACAACCGAGUGCAGCCCCAACUCCUGAUCCCAUGGCGCUCCUUGCGGGACUUCGGAAGGCAGGAUUGCUUUCCGGAGUCCCAACAUCGACGCCCCCGGCCGCGACGCCACUGGUCGGCGCCGCGGCUCCUCCACCACCGUUCCCUGGUACGGCUGGACCCCCGCCAGGGAUGCUUCCGCCAAACCUCGCGCAGCUUUUGGCGCCUCUGAAUGCCGGGGCAAUUGCUAUAUCGCUUCCUGGGCGGUUGAUGAACAGCAUUCAACUCGAUGCUGCAUCACUGAAGCAAGAAUUCCGCCCGCACCUAAUACCGGCAUUAUUUGAGGCUCUAGGCCCCCAAUGCACGCAGUGUGGACGACGAUUUAGGAAAGACGAGGCAGGCAGGAAGAAGAAGACGGCACACAUGGACUGGCACUUCCAAGUUCACCAGCGACUGGCGGAGGCGGAGAGACGGGGCCAGCAUCGGAGCUGGUACGUCGACGUGGCAGACUGGCUCAAGUCGCGCGAGGUGGUGGACGCGGAGCACAAGGACGAGGCGCUGGGCGAAGACGGCCGCGACAGCAGUGCGGCGCAGAAGAAGGAAGCCGAGCCCCGGUACGUCGUGGUGCCCGACGCGUCGGCGGGGGUCAACAGCGUGUGUCCCAUCUGCCAGGAGAAAUUCGAGAACAAGUGGCUGGAUACGGCGCAGGAAUGGGUCUGGCUGGAUACGAUGCUGGUGGGUAAUCGUGCGUACCACGUCAGCUGUCACGCCGAGGCGACGAGGCCCAGAGACGGCACGCCGGCCAGGAGUACACCGGAGCCGGCGUUGGGCAAGCGGAAAGCGGAGGUCGAGCAGGAUGAGCUCAAGAACCUACGAAAGGUUAAGAUGGAUGCUGCCUGA
Messenger RNA from Sodiomyces alkalinus F11, 2139 nucleotides. RefSeq lists its product as hypothetical. Gene Ontology annotation, molecular function: RNA polymerase II complex binding; ubiquitin binding; phosphatidylinositol binding. The transcript has 5 exons. Gene Ontology annotation, biological process: termination of RNA polymerase II transcription. NCBI's taxonomy places the organism in Eukaryota, Fungi, Ascomycota, Sordariomycetes, Glomerellales, Plectosphaerellaceae. The coding region runs from base 1 to 2139 and encodes 712 amino acids. The record is from RefSeq and is a predicted model, not a curated record. Gene Ontology annotation, cellular component: cytoplasm; mRNA cleavage factor complex.